AUGGCAGUCACUAAUGAUAGCACAGCUGAAGUUUUGCUUGUACAUCAGCAAAUAUUCCAGGUUGCAAUGACUGAAGGACUAAUAUCAAAAUUUAGUGUUGCAAUAAUAAUGUCACUGUUCUUUAUUUAUUUGAAUGCUAUCAUGGUCUACACUCUUUGGAGUAAGCCUGUUUUUAAAGAGACUCCACGCUACAUUCUGUUUACCCACAUGCUUCUUAAUGACUCAUUACAGCUCAUUGCUACUUCUUUGCUGUAUAUUUUAAGUGUGGCCUAUCUCAAGCUAGUAAUGGCUGCUUGUGCUUUUCUGAUUUUUGUUUCAACUACUACUUUCAAUAAUGCACCUUUAAAUCUGGCUGUGAUGUCAGUAGAGCGUUAUGUGGCCAUACGCUUUCCUCUAAGACAUGCUGAAAUAACCACUCCGAAAAGAACUUAUAUUGUUAUCGGAGUCAUUUGGUUUAUUGGUUCCAUGACAUUCAUAAUUGACUUGCUUUAUGGAGUAGUGAUGGAUUCUAACUAUUUAACUGUACAAAUGUUGUGCACAAGAGAAAGGCUCUUCAUCAGGCAGUGGCAGGUCGAUGUUUAUCGGGGCUUCAACAUAUUCUGCUUUGUGUCGGUGUCUAUGAUCAUCCUUUUCACUUAUGUCAGUAUUUUGAUCACAGCCAGGUCCAUUUCCUCCAAUAAAGACUCUGCUGCAAAAGCACACAAGACCGUGCUGCUGCACUUCAUUCAGCUGGGCCUGUGCCUUACUUCUUUUCUUUUCAGCAUUAUAGAGCGAGCUGCAGCAAUGGCCGGAAGCAGCAGCCUCUUUUUGGACUUACGUUAUGUCAACUUUUUGUUUCUGCUGAUCUUGCCUCGCUGCCUAAGUCCACUCAUCUAUGGACUGAGAGAUGAUGCUGUACGGCCCUUAUUCAUAUACUACUUCUGCUCUGCUGCAUGUAAACGUAAGUCUGCAGUCAAUGUACACUGA
Neoarius graeffei (lesser salmon catfish) is the source of this 966-nucleotide messenger RNA. Its product is annotated as odorant receptor 131-2-like. Gene Ontology annotation, biological process: G protein-coupled receptor signaling pathway. Gene Ontology annotation, cellular component: membrane. The transcript has a single exon. Bases 1 to 966 code for a protein of 321 amino acids. Gene Ontology annotation, molecular function: G protein-coupled receptor activity. The record is from RefSeq and is a predicted model, not a curated record. NCBI's taxonomy places the organism in Eukaryota, Metazoa, Chordata, Actinopteri, Siluriformes, Ariidae.